Molecule: messenger RNA, 1221 nt
Organism: Rubroshorea leprosula
Lineage: Eukaryota; Viridiplantae; Streptophyta; Magnoliopsida; Malvales; Dipterocarpaceae
Source: the annotation of a GenBank genome assembly
AGGGUUUCACAGUAUGCAAGGUGUACGAAAAACCCCAUAGGUGCUGGACACGUUAAACCUCUUCUCUGCCUUGUCAAAAUCCACCGGAAAAUUCUAAUCGCCGGUGAAGUUUCCGUCGGAAAGAAAAGUUGAGCUUUCUGAAGGUGAUGUCUGGCUAAAGCAGGUAACUUAUUGUUUUAUCCUCUCUUUUUUUUUGGCCAAAACAUUGAAUGUAUUAUUUAUGAAGAUAGAGAACUUAUUGUUUUAUUUGACAUAGAAAACCAUGAAGCUGCUAGGACUUGUAAAAUCCUUUCGAGUUUGCCCCUCCAUUCAUGAAGUAAUUGGGCCUUUGCAGAUUCGUGCAUUCCAGCAUGAUUUUGUUCCAAGAGAUCCCAAGGCAAAACCUAAAAGUUACAAAUAUCCACAAGUCUAUGAUCCAUAUGGCCCUAGACCCCCACCUUCUGAUAAGAUUAUUCAACUGGCGGAGCGCAUUGCUGCUUUGGCUCCUGAAGAACGCAGACAAAUUGGUCCUACACUCACUGAGAGGCUAAGGUUUCCCAGGUUACAAUCAAUUUCAACUGAAGGCAUGGACUUGGGUCCACAGGGAGGAGCAGCUGCUGGACCUGCGAAGGUGGAGGAAAAGAAGGAGAAAACAGCCUUUGAUGUGAAGUUGGAGAAAUUUGAUGCUCCUGCGAAAAUCAAGGUUAUCAAAGAAGUUAGGGCAUUUACUAAUCUGGGGUUGAAGGAGGCCAAAGACCUUGUUGAAAAGGUGCCUGUUGUGCUUAAACAAGGGGUCUCCAAGGAGGAAGCAAAUGAUAUAAUAGAGAAGAUAAAAGCUGCUGGAGGAGUUGCAGUUAUGGAGUGAACUUCCUUUACCACAUGUAGCACCACAUUCCUAUUUUGCAGUUCAGGUCACCUAAUUUUUACCUCUUUUUAACUAGUCAAAGGCACCAAAGUGUGGCUUCCUAUUUUUACUAUGAUUGUGAAAAUUUGCUGCAUAUUAUGAUAAGCAACAGAAAAAAAAAAAAAAAAGAGAUUUGUAUUUGGCCGACUGGGAACACAAAGCUGAUAAUUCUGAUGGUCCAUUUUUCCAAGUGUUGGAUCUUGAUCUAGUAUUGUAGUAAUCAUUUAAAGGGAAAAAUUCAUCCUGAAGGGGUAUGUAGUAGGGUAUGAUCAAUUGGUUGUCUCAGACUCAUACUGAGAGUUGAUGAUGUUAUGUUAAGACUUGCAUUGUUGAACUUA